GACAUCCUGUCCCCAACUUGUCCCCUGCGGGCGUUAUCAGUGAGGGACACUGGGGACAGCUCGGGGACAUUGGGGACAUUGGGGACACGGCUGGGGACAGCUUGGGGACACGUUGGGGACACGGCUGGGGACAGCUCGGGGACACGUUGGGGACAAUGUACGGGAACGUCGAGACCGCGCUGGACAUGGCCUGGGCAGGCGGGGAAGGUACGGCCACCGAUGUCCCCAGUGUCACCUCAAUGUCCCUGGUGUCACCUCCCUGUCCUCGGUGUCACCUCCCUGUCCUGUCCCCAGUGUCACCUCCCUGUCCCCAGUGUCACCUCAAUGUCCCCAGUGUCACCUCCCUGUCCCCAGUGUCACAUCCCUGUCCCCAGUGUCACCUCAAUGUCCCCAGUGUCACCUCCCUGUCCCCGGUGUCACUCCCUGUCCUGUCUUUGGUGUCACCUCCCUGUCCCCAGUGUCACCUCCCUGUCCCAAGUGACCAAAAGGUGUCCCCAGCGUGGGUGGUGGCACCAGGGAAGGGUCCCCAACCCCUGUGGGUGUCCCCAGGUGCCACCAUUGCUGUCCCCAACCCCUCCAGAUGUCCUCAAAUCUGUCCCCAGGUGCCACCAGCGCUGUCCCAAACUUCUUUAGAUGCCCCAGGGAUGUCCCCAAGGGUGUCCCCAACCCCCUGCAGAGAUCCCCAAACCUGUCCCCAAGCCCUUUGGAUGUCCCCAAGUGCCACCAGCACUGUCCCCAACCCCUCCAGAUGUCCCCAAGGAUGUCCCCAACCCCCUUUGGAUGUCCCCAAACCUGUCCCCAGCCACUCCAGAUGUCCCCAAACCUGUCCCCAACCCCUCCAGAUGUCCCCAGACCCGUCCCCAACCCCUUUGGAUGUCCCCAAGUGCCACCAGAGCUGUCCCCAACCCCUCCAGAUGUCCCCAACCAUGUCCCCAACCCCUCCAGACGUCCCCAGGUGCCACCAUUGCUGUCCCCAACCCCCUCCAGACGUCCCCAAGGAUGUCCCCAACCCCCUUUAGAUGUACCCAGGUGCCACCAGAGGUGUCCCCAACCCCUCCAGAUGUCCCCAACCCUGUCCCCAACCCCUUUGGAUGUCCCCAGGUGCCACCAGCGCUGUCCCCAACCCCUCCAGACGUCCCCAACCCUGUCCCCAAGCCCUCCAGACGUCCCCAGGUGCCACCCCCGCCGCUGUCCCCUCUGUGCCCCCAGGCUGUCCCCACCCCCCGCCCGACGAGGACCCCUACGAGCCCCUGGACCCCUCCCCCACCGCGGGGCCGCCCCCCAAGGCGCGCCCCUCCCCCCCCCGGCCGGCCCCGCGGGUGGCCCCGGUGGCCCUGGUGGCCCUGGUGGCCCUGGUGGCCCUGGCGGUGACGCUGCUGCUGCUGCUGGGGACGCUCGGCGCGCGCCGCAGAUUAUUUUGGGGUUUUUCCUUGGUGGCCCUGGCGGUGACGCUGCUGCUGCUGCUGGGGACACUUGGGGCACGGCGCAUUGCGGCCCUGGAGGCCGCCCUGGAGGCUGAGAAGGUGAAGGAGCCGCCACCAGCAGCAGCCUCCACCUCCUUCCUGCUCUACAACCAGCACCACUCCGGCUGCGUGGUGGCCACCGGGCAGUGGCUCUCGCUGGCCCACUGCGUCCCCUCGUCCCCAUCCCAGCUCUUCCAGUGGCUCCCGGGGGGGCUCCUGCGGCACGUGGCCACCGGCUGGUGCGCGGGGGCCGCCGCCGAGGCGCCGGGUGCGCUGGUGCGGCUGCGGCCGUGCCGCGAGGACGCGCGGCUGCAGCGCUGGGCUUGCGGCCGCGGGGCUCUGCUGGCCCUGGCCGGCACCGGCCUCCACUUCAACUUCGGCCACGAGCGGCAGAACCGCGUGGUGCUCUACGGCGGGACCGGCAACUGGAGCCGCUGGCUGGCCCACGGCUCGCGCCGCGACGUCUGCUCGCAGGCCUAUUUCCUGCCCUGCUCCCAGGGUUGGGUUUUUUUCCGGAAUUCCUGUUAUUUCUUCUCCAACUUCGUCGCUUCCUGGGAGAAUUCCAGAACUUUCUGCUGGGCUUUGGGGUCGCAGCUGCUCGAGGUCGACGAUGCUGAGGAAAAGCGCCUGGUCCAGGCCCAGCUCCAGGGCCCGUCCUGGCUCGGGAUCCGCGACCGGGACCGGGAGGGGACCUGGACCCGCGGGGACGGCUCCGAAGUGACCCGGGAGCACAGUUGGUGGCACCAGGACGAGCCCAACGGGGGCAACCUGGAGAACUGCGCGGCCGUGGGGCCGGACGGGCUCUGGGCCGAUUACCCCUGCGGGACCCCCCUGACCUGGGUGUGUGAGGGACCCCUGUGACCCCAAAUCCCGGGAAUUCACCCCAAAAUCCGGGAAUUCAACCCAAAAUCCGGGAAUUCACCCCAAAAUCCGGGAAUUCAACCCAAAAUCCUGGGAAUUGGGGAAAAAAUAACAAUAAAUGUGUGUGUGUACUGGGAUCAUACUGGGACCUCCCUGACCCCAAAUCCGGGGAAUUCACCCCA
This is a messenger RNA of Vidua chalybeata, 2506 nucleotides long. Its product is annotated as macrophage mannose receptor 1-like. The record is from RefSeq and is a predicted model, not a curated record. The coding region runs from base 1020 to 2324 and encodes 434 amino acids. The transcript is spliced from 7 exons. Lineage: Eukaryota; Metazoa; Chordata; Aves; Passeriformes; Viduidae.